Bemisia tabaci is the source of this 1381-nucleotide messenger RNA. Its product is annotated as transmembrane protein 98. Gene Ontology annotation, cellular component: endoplasmic reticulum. Lineage: Eukaryota; Metazoa; Arthropoda; Insecta; Hemiptera; Aleyrodidae. The record is from RefSeq and is a predicted model, not a curated record.
CACGGAGCAGUGGAGCAAUCAUUCCUUCGGGCAUUUGCAUGAAAUUGUGGAUAAUUAUUCAUUGAAGUUAUACUUUAAUUACAAUUUUAAGUGUCUUUAAAUUUAUCACAUGGUGGGCUUUUUUACAUUACAAUCAGAUUCUGCCUGAAACGCCCUUAUAUUUCUUUAGCCUCGUGAUUGGCAAGUGUGCAACUCUUGAGUGCAACAGGUGGUUGGUCGUAUCUUCAACAACUUUUAGCAAUACAUCUCUUUAGUCUUUAAAAUUGAUAAGGUAUAUUCUAAUUAUUACUUAUUCAUGAAAUUGAACCCUAGCUUUUUUGACUUACCUUUGACAAUUGAAUUAAGUAUGUCAUCAUCGUAAUGGAUCAGUCUUACCUCCCGGAUAUCAUUGGAACUCUCUGUGCAAUUUUCAGUGUUGCACUCAUCAUACUAAUUUUGGUCUACCGAUAUAAGUUUUUCAAGCACACAACGCACCAGUAUAUUCAGAAAUUAGGAUGUAAGAAAACUAGGCUAAGUGUUCAUCUGAUUGAUUCUGGUGAAGUUGAACUUGGUGAAGUUUGUAUUCAUCCAGAAAUAGAGCAAAUUCUAGCAGACGAUAAAUGGAUUGGCGAUGCAACUGGUCUCAUCCCACACUGUCUUGCUGUUUUAAAGACAUGCCAUCUACUCACCAACAAAAUUGCAAUGCUGAGCAUGUCCGACAUCAACUGUCAAAACUCAAAACACGCAAGCCACGAAAUUGUUCAAAUUGCGCGUAAAAUCACUCCUCGAGCUGACGAUGUAGUGCGGAGUAUGUAUCCACCCCUGGAUGUUUGUCUUUUAGAAGCCAGAGUUGCUGCUCUGAUUUUAGCUGUCACUCAUCUCGCAUUGGUGUCCAAGCAUGAGCUCUUCAAGAAUAAAUCGAAGCUAUCAUGGAUUGAUGAGGCAUUGACAGAGAUGAAUUCUCACUCCUUGGUGCUCCGAGAGGCAGCUCUGGCACAAGAAGCCAAAAAUAGGAUCCAGCAUCUGAUGCCUCUAGCUGAUUUACUCCAAUCUUAGAGAAACCUGCAUGACUAAUAAGAUACAUGGUUUACAUUGUAUUGUAAAACACUAUUAGGUAUUUGAUUAUCGACAGAAAGUCCAUUAUGUAGCACUUAAAAGGAAUGCCUGACUCGGGCUUGAGGAAGAAAAAAUGUGCAGAAUGACAUUCCCACCAAAAAAACUCCUCCCGGACAUGUUUGACCUCUCUAGCACUACAAUCCUCUGUUUUAACUCAGUCCAGACCAUGACCUUAUACAUAUCAGUUAAAUUGGCAUGCCAAAAUAGCCAGACCGUUCCUCUAGUUUUUUAGUCUGAAAAGAUUUAAGUUUAGAAUGAUAGUUUUACAAGCUAUAUUGUUACUAGU